UACGUAUCUUUCGAACGACAGCCGAGGAUGGCAACAGAUUGAGUUCCACGCCCACUCCUCCGAUCUGAAAGCGUCGAUAGAAGGACUGCGCAUGCGCGAAUACAAUGGCGGACUGGUACUUGAAGCAUCCAGUGGCGAAGCGUAUUAGAGAGUAUGGGUUUGAGGACAGCGUGCAGGAGGACGCCACAAUGCUUGUGUAUCUUGAUUUGUGCGAAGCAAAAGGUUGGCAUCACGUCGACGUACAUCCCUGUGACCAUCUUAGACUCUCUUUCCUAACAGCAAAGGAGUUUCCAAGAUCAAGUUUGAACGUUGUGGUUCCUAUUAGUCUCGAAUAUCAACUAUCGAUGGAAAAACUGGACAAGUUGUUGAAUGGUAUUAAGGUUCCGUCUCACUUGGCAGUUGACGAAGAGCAAGACACAAGCAAGUCAAAUGGAGCUGAUAAUCUCAAUUGCAUUGUUAUUGCCAUUGUGGAGUCAGGAUCCACUAUCGUGUAUUACUAUAUGCACCGUGGGCUGCACCCACCGACCGAAGGCUCGCUGUCCAAGAAGUUAAUUCAUCCAUUCAGAAAAGAUGAGAGAAAGACAAAGAAAAGGCGAAGGCAGAAAGAUGAAUCAACGAAAAACCAAGAAGGCAGAGAGAAGAGACAGACAGCGAGUGAUGGUGAGCAGCAGUCGGCUGAAGUUGUAAAGAAUGAUUAGAUAAUCUAUAACCAAGUUGUAACCAAAGUGUUUUGACAAGAUGUAAAACUGUAUCAAAUGUGCUAAUAAGGAAAUAACUAUUAAAGCAAUCUUGUAAACAACGAACAAGUGUGUGGCAUUAUGUGAAUUCCUGGCUUGCUGUAUGAAUGGGAAGGGUGUGAAGAGAUGAGAAAGAGAAGAGG
Corticium candelabrum is the source of this 880-nucleotide messenger RNA. Its product is annotated as tRNA-splicing endonuclease subunit Sen15-like. Lineage: Eukaryota; Metazoa; Porifera; Homoscleromorpha; Homosclerophorida; Plakinidae. The record is from RefSeq and is a predicted model, not a curated record. The coding region runs from base 105 to 698 and encodes 197 amino acids. Gene Ontology annotation, biological process: tRNA splicing, via endonucleolytic cleavage and ligation. Gene Ontology annotation, molecular function: nucleic acid binding. The transcript has 6 exons.